AUGUUGACACGAGCGAGGAAAAGGCAAAUGACGACGGCGACGGAACGGACCCCAAAUCCGUCACUGCCUGAUGACGUAAUGGUGAGCAUCUUUGCACGCGUGCCGAUAUCUUAUUACCCAUGUCUCUAUCUCGUCUCCAAGCGCUUUCAGUCUCUCCUUGUCUCACCCGAGCUACACAAGACUCGAUCCCUCCUAGGGCGCCGCAAGGAGAAUUUUCUCUAUGUGUGUUUAACGUUUCCUACUGACCCCAACCCUCGCUGGUUCACUCUCUGCCGCAAACCUGACCAAGCCCUAACCAAGAGUAAGAGAAAGAAGAAGUCAAGUGGCAACGUUUUGGCCCCAUUCACAACGUUUAGUUCUCCUAAAAUUGAACGACGGUCCUGUCUCGAGGCGAUUGGCUCAAAUAUCUACAAGAUCGGGAGAUCCACUAAAGACGAGCCUCAGCCUUCAUCUAGCGUCUUGUUCUUGGACUGCCGGUCUCACACGUGGCGUGAGGCUCCAAGCUUUCUGGUGGAGAGGAGUAGCCCUCUUAUUGCUAGUGUUGUUGGUGGAAAGAUUUAUGUCUUAGGAGGCACCAAAGAUCAUGAUGUAGAUCCUUGGGACCAGAUCGAGAUGUUCGACUCGGAGACACAAACUUGGGAUCACGUUCCGAAACAUAACUUGAAGCUAGAUGUUUGGGGGUUUAACCGCAGGAUCGCAUGUGUUGAUGGUAAGCUCCACCUGAAGAUUGAGAAACAGUAUGUUGCUUAUGAUCCAAUGGAAAUUAGAUGGGACGUGGUCGAAAGAGACAUGUUUCGGCAUCGGAGUCCGUCUAUUCAUGAGAGGUUGGCUUAUUGCACGGUAAAUAAUGUUUUCUACCGUUAUAGUUAUUGCCAUACUGGGGACACGUUAAAAUGGUAUGACACUGAGUCGGAAGAGUGGAAGAAGGUGAAGGGUGUGCUAAGACUUCCAAAGUUUCAUGAGAGCCCUCUUAUUAGGUUGGCUGAUUAUGGUGGGAAAAUGGCGGUGUUGUGGGAGAAGCUGGAUUCAUGUUCUAGUGGCUUGAAGACGCUUUGGUGUGCGGUGAUUAAGCUUGAAAGGCGAAAGGAUGAUGAGAUUCGGGCGAAGGUUGAGUGGGUUGAUGGUGUGCUUCAAGUCCCUUACUCAUAUGAAUUUGUGAAGGCUCUUGGUGUUACUGUUUGA
Microthlaspi erraticum is the source of this 1182-nucleotide messenger RNA. Lineage: Eukaryota; Viridiplantae; Streptophyta; Magnoliopsida; Brassicales; Brassicaceae. The record is from the annotation of a GenBank genome assembly.